This is a messenger RNA of Gracilinanus agilis (Agile Gracile Mouse Opossum), 1382 nucleotides long. It is a transcript of the gene MLEC, whose product is annotated as malectin. The transcript has 5 exons. Bases 204 to 833 code for a protein of 209 amino acids. The record is from RefSeq and is a predicted model, not a curated record. NCBI's taxonomy places the organism in Eukaryota, Metazoa, Chordata, Mammalia, Didelphimorphia, Didelphidae. Gene Ontology annotation, cellular component: membrane. Gene Ontology annotation, molecular function: carbohydrate binding.
UGCCCCCGCUGCCCCUGCUGCCCCUGCUCCUGCUGGGCCUCGGUGGCAGCGUCCCCGGGGCAGCUGCGGUGGCUGGGCUCGGAUUGCCCGAGAGCGUCAUCUGGGCCAUCAACGCGGGCGGCGAGGCGCAUGUGGACGUGCACGGGAUCCACUUCCGCAAGGACCCUCUGGAGGGCCGGGUGGGCCGAGCAUCAGACUAUGGGAUGAAACUGCCCAUCCUUCGUGCCAACCCCGAAGACCAGAUCCUGUAUCAGACGGAGCGCUACAAUGAGGAGACCUUUGGCUACGAGGUGCCCAUCAAAGAGGAGGGCGAUUAUGUGCUGGUGUUGAAGUUUGCUGAGGUCUAUUUUGCACAAUCCCAGCAGAAGGUAUUUGAUGUUCGCUUAAAUGGUCACGUGGUCGUGAAGGACCUGGACAUCUUUGACCGGGUUGGUCACAGCACAGCUCAUGAUGAAAUCAUCCCCAUCAGCAUCAAGAAGGGAAAACUGAGUGUUCAGGGGGAAGUGUCCACCUUCACCGGGAAGCUACACAUUGAGUUUGUCAAGGGGUACUAUGACAAUCCCAAAGUCUGUGCACUAUAUAUCAUGGCCGGGACCAUAGAUGAGGUGCCAAAGCUGCAGCCUCACCCAGGCCUGGAGAAAAAGGAGGAGGAGGAAGAGGAAGAAGAGUAUGAAGAAGGCUCCAACAUCAAAAGGCAGUCCAAUAAGAACCGGGUCCAGUCGGGCCCCCGAACUCCCAACCCCUACGCCUCGGACAACAGCAGCCUCAUGUUCCCCAUCCUGGUGGCCUUUGGUGUCUUCAUUCCGACCCUCUUCUGCCUCUGUCGGUUGUGAGAACACGGGGCCAUCCUGAGGGUCAGGGACAAGGGAGUAGGAACGAGACCAGACAUGGUUGGUUUUGGUUUCUUCAUGUUUUUCACAAUUUAUUAACAAAAAUUUUUAAAGAGGCAGAAUGAGGAGAGAGCGGACCUUCCCAGCCCAGCUCAGUGGUGGCCUCAUUUCACUCCCCUCGCUUUCUUCAUGGCUGGCAUCCAGUGGCUGCCUUCCUCUCCAGGGUACUUGGGGUGAAAUCAGACCCUUCCUGUGUAAGGAGCUAGGAGGCUGAUCUCUGGGGACGCUGAUCUGUGUCCCUUGGGGAAAGGGCUUGGGCCCAGAGCACAAAAACUCUUGUUCCCUUUUAAGAUGGAAUCUUGGGAGAACCAGGGAUAGGAAAUGGAUUACGUGAGAGAAGCCCUCCUUGGGAACGAGGCCUGGAUGUCCAGGGAGCUUUGACAUAGGAUCCUGGGCGGGAGAACAGGUCCCCAUCUAACUGUGUUGUAGAAAGGGGGGAAGUCUGAUGGAAGCCUUGUUGGCUGUUCUCCAAAUGAAAGUUCUGUCUUAAAA